Austrofundulus limnaeus is the source of this 2216-nucleotide messenger RNA. Its product is annotated as glypican-5. Gene Ontology annotation, biological process: regulation of protein localization to membrane; positive regulation of canonical Wnt signaling pathway; cell migration. The transcript is spliced from 11 exons. Bases 138 to 2000 code for a protein of 620 amino acids. The record is from RefSeq and is a predicted model, not a curated record. Lineage: Eukaryota; Metazoa; Chordata; Actinopteri; Cyprinodontiformes; Rivulidae. Gene Ontology annotation, cellular component: extracellular region; cell surface; plasma membrane.
UGGGAGGAGGAGGAGGAGGAGGAGGAGAGCGCAGACCCUGGCGGACACCUCACCGCAGAGGACUCACUGCUCGGUUGGGACCUCUGGGAAUUCCUCCGAACCCUCCCGACUCUCCUUCGUCCGACUGAAAUGUUGCGAUGCUCCGCGCAGCCUCACCAAACGCGCGCCUGCUGUGGCUAACCGCCCUGUGCUCGCUCUUCCUGCCGGAGGCUGGCUGCAGGUCCGCCGGCGCAGACAGCUGUCAUGAGGUGAAGACGGCUUACAUGAUGCGCCAGAUCGGCCCCGCGGAGCUGGUGCCGGACAGACCGGGAACAGAUGAGCCUCUUCAAGUGUGUGUCCACUCUGGUCCCAGCUGCUGCACAAGUAAGAUGGAGGACAGCUACAUGUCAGCUGUUCGCAGCGAGACCCAGCAGAAGAUGCGCUCCUACAGCUUUGAGCUCAAGUACCUGAUUGCCGGUCACACCAAGGCCUUCCAAGAGACCUUCGAGUCACUUGUGUCCUUCACGUCCAACCUGACCAGCACUCUGUUCGACAGUGCCUACUCCGCUCUGGCAUCCGAUUGCCGCCCCCUUGUGUUUCAGCUGUUCACCGGCGUCCAACGCCACCUUUCAGGACAUGCUAAUUUGUCUCUGGACAACACGGUUCGUCAGUUCUACAACGACCUUUUCCCGCUGGUCUAUCGCCGCCUGCUCAAUCCCGGGAUCGGCCACACGUCAGCAGUAUCCCAGUCUUCCUAUUCCACCGAUCACGACGACUGUCUGCGGAUGACACAGCAGGACAUCAGCCCAUUCGGGACCCAUCCUCACCUCCUCGUCAGCAGCCUGUCCCGUGCGCUCGGCCCCGGUCGAGCACUGAGCCGGUUGUUGAGGCUGGCUGGAGAGGUCGUGAAUUCGACCGAGAGGGCGGCGUUAUCCAGAGAGUGUGGACGGGGGUUAGUGAAGAUGCAGUACUGUUCCCACUGCAGAGGACUGACUUUCAUACGGCCCUGUACUGGACUGUGUGUCAAUAUCAUGAGAGGAUGCCUGGUGGGUGUUUCUGAACUGGGCGCCCCCUGGGGAAGCUUGGUGGUAUUGCUCCAACGAUUAGCUGCUACUUUAGCAACCAGCAGCAACCACAACAGCAUGGAGUUGGCUCUUAUGGCAGUUCGAAACCACGUGAACGAUGCCAUUCUGCACGCACAACUGCAUGGCCCGCGAAUCACAGCUACAGUAGAGAAAGUUUGUGGGCCCCACGCACCUGGUUCCAUGAUCAGCAGUACAAGAUCAACCCAAGUACACACCACAACUCCAGAAACUUUACAAACCUCGAAAAGGUCGUCUGUGACUUCGCCUCCUUUGAUUCAACAACCGUCACAGCCACGGAAGUCAUUCCCUCUUAAAGGCUCUAAAGGAGACAAGAGUCGAAGCCUGAAAAAACUCUCAAGAGAGUUUGAGGGCUCCAUCCAGCGGUAUCGGUGGUUUUUCUCUGAGCUGCCUGAAAUACUCUGCGAAAGUGAAAUGGAGGUCGAGCAGCACACCUGCUGGAGCGGUCAGGAUGUUGUGGAAAGUUAUGCAGGUCGGGUUGUUGGCAGCACUUUAAAAGCCCAGAAGGAGAACCCAGAGAUGAGCGUACGCAACACAGAUCCUGUCCUCAAGGAGGCGAAACAGAGGCUGGAGCAGCAAACGCAGGAGCUGUUGGUGGAACUCGGCUGGACAAGCGAAGCAAGAAGAAGGUGGCAGGAAGAGGACAGAGGGAGCGCACGGACAGAUGAAAGCAGCGGGGACAGUUGUGACGACGAAGACGGCUGUGAAGCAUCUGGCGAGGGAAGCGGUGAUGAGACAUCCAGUGGACAAAGUCCUGAAGCAAAGAUCGUAGUUCGUACUCAUCAUUCUGCAGUGCCUCCACACCAACAGUCACCUCCACAGGUGGCUGUCCACGGCUCGGCCCACACGAUGACCUACGAACCUCUGACCGCGGUGAUUCUGCUGCUCCUGACUCUGUCUCCAUGGCAGCCGCAGUGACCAGGAAGAGACAGACGAGGUUGAACGACAACCACAUGCUGUAAGCUGUGUGGUGACACUGAGGACUUCCAGUUUCUGAACUGAACUCCUCUGAUUGUUUUUUUUUUUCUUGCUCCUGGUGGCCUGCCGGACGAGACGAGCUAUGGAUUUUCUACAUUUCCUGGUGCACAGUUUGCCUUUUUUUAUAUUAUCUAUAACUGAUGUCGUUUGCACUUA